UAUCUUGAUUCGAUCGGUGAGAUUCAGUAUGACGGUCUCUCGUUAGCGAAUACGACUGGGAGUGACGUGCCAAGUUAUUCCGAGUACUCGCUUCCCCUAGCCCUAGUGUUGAUCCGAAUAGCACCAAUAUGAUCAGAAACAAAAUUAUGGUCACAGCAGGAGUCGUCACACUGUUGCAAGCACUGGGGCAACUAUUCUUCUCUUCAUUAUGUCUGGCGCAGUAUUUCUGCAUUAUCGACUUUCUGAGAGGACUGCCGCUUCUUCUCUACGUUAGAAUACUCUACUUUCACAAUCCGGGACCUUGCGGUGUUAGAGUAAACAUCGGCGAAGUUAUAGACGGCAUUGCUAACCAAGCAUUCGUCUUGAUAACUCAAGAAUCAAUGCCAGUAUUUCGGACAUUUCUCAUAAACUGCAUCAGCUUAGGGCUCAGUGUGCCAUGGGUCCUUUCAAGCAUAUUUAUCAUCAUGGGAGGGGCGCGGAACGACAAAUCAAAGGGAGUGCGAUUUCCUUGGAUCAUGACGACGCUAACGGUUUGCGCCCUAGACUUAGUGGCUACUGUCAUUUACGCGAAUGAUUCUUUCCAUACUAGGACAUUGUCCGACAUAAUGGAGUUCGUGAACGGCGUGGCCAGCGGACUGGGUGGUGCCAACCUUGACACGAGCUGGGCAGCUUGGAUCAUGGUGUUGGUGUACUCCCGCCUGGUGGUGCUGUUCGUGUUCAACCUGCUCCUGCUUGUCUUCGUCAUCGUGGACUGCAAUGCGGACCGGCGGGUGGAGGUCGACACUGGUGUCCAAGUAGAAGCCCCUACAAUAUCCACACAGACAACCAGCGACAAGGACUUGGACACGGACAGUCUCACAAGCGAGCCCCCGAGGAUCCCGCGGCCUUUUCUGAGCCGCUCCUUCAGGAGAAUGAAAGAGUUUUUGUUUAAGAAACCUUCUCCGCCCCCACAAAGGACUACGUCUGUCCCGGAGUCGAUAAACGAAUCGCCACACAGGUCACUACAUGCGCAACAUGUCAACAUCGACAAGAAGACCGUGAAUUUCCCCGAAAAUUUACUGUCACUGCCUCAAAGGCUCGAAAACAUGAUCGCAGAACAACAACGGAGACUAGACAACGCAGUGAUCGACACGUCUGGGCGGCGCAGCCCACCACGAACAUCGCAGUCUAUGCCGCAUCUCAACCUUGCCUCCGCUCAGGAUAACCACGGUCGUCGCGGUACUGCAGCAGAACUGCAAGGUCAGUUGCCGUGGGCCUACAUUCCGGCGCCUGCGCAUCGCAUGCGGGACCAGCUGCCUCCCGACGAGGACCUGCCGCCCGUCCCGCUGCCGGACUACACCGCCAUACAGCCCUUUAGGAAAGCCUCGGUCCACCGCGCAGCCUCCAGUCUCAGUUCCCUCAUACAGAAACGAGAAGCCCUAGGCCAAUCACGACCCACACUAAAUCAAUCGGAUGUUUUGUACUAAGCAACGGUAAAUGAAGAUUACUUGUUUGUAAAAUGAAAUGAAUACCUAUAAGGUUAUGAAUGAGCGAAAUGUAUUCUUGAAUGUGUGCUUCAGUGGAACAAUGUUUUAAAUAAUAAGGUGAUUGUGUAAAAUUUUAAAAACGGGGCUCCUUUUCCGUCUGCGAUAUAAACCAACAAGUUUUUUUUCAAAAUUAACAGUGAUGUGCUUGUAACUUAGAUUAAGAAUAUUUUUUGAUCGUUCGUUCUUUUGUUCGUUACUUUCAAUUGUUUACCUACCAAUUGUUAUGUUAGCGAAUGUAGGAAAUUUUAAAUCAGAGACUUUUAAAACAGUGAAAUAUCUAAUAAAUUAUAAGUGUCCUCUAUCUGGGACCGACCUUUUCUCAAUAAUAAAGAAACGGUCAAGUUUAUCUCCAUUCGUCACUUUUUGUUUCCUCACUUUACUUUGACAUCAAAGUUUAGAAAUUAAAUUGUAGACAAUUUAAGCGAAGACUUUUUUCGAACACUUAUAUAUCAUGUUUGCACCUAUGGAAUACAUUGUUACUUUCCUUUCUAUUGUUUAAUAGAUAGCGUAAAGCAUUUCCACAACUGCCCUAAAAAUAAUUUCACUAAGGGAGAAACUACAGCGCACAUUUACGCGUACUAUGGCAACGCCCUUUCUUCAGAUUAAAAAUUUACAUAAGAUCGUGACAUUCUGUCAGCUUUUAAAAACCUAGGGUAAACUGAGUAAUAUCCCGAUACUCAACUUUUUAUUUAAAUUUAUGUCGUGAUGUGUAUAACAUAUAGACAGCCUAUAUUAACAACCCUGGUUUAAAUUACUCAUACAUGUUAAAUACGACCAGUCUACAAUGACUUUGACUACUCUGUAAAAGUGCCUUCAAGUCAGUGCAUUUAAUAUUAUGAUGUUGAUUGUAUGUAAGCAUAUCUAGUUAUUAAUUGUUAUUAUCUUGCAAUGACAAUACUAAGAUGAUUUUAUUAUUUUAGCUUUUAAUGUAACAGGUUAAGUUUGUACAAAUUAAAUAUU
Molecule: messenger RNA, 2486 nt
Organism: Amyelois transitella
Lineage: Eukaryota; Metazoa; Arthropoda; Insecta; Lepidoptera; Pyralidae
Exons: 11
Coding region: 129-1466 (445 amino acids)
Source: RefSeq, a predicted model, not a curated record